GGGUCACUCUGUGUACACAGGAAAAAAAGGUGUGGUCUUAGCUGUUGAAAUGUGACAGAGAGUGAACAAAGAAGUGGACACUUAGAUGGAACUCUAAAGGAAUUUUUAGGAUUUUUUGAUUAGGAAGAAUAUAGUGACAAACUUAAGUCAGCCAGCCUACACUCAGGUUUAAUAAAGUCACUCUAAAAAACUAAGAUCAGUUUCAACAUGAAUAAUAAUAAUCAGACAAUCCACCCUGUCUAUGACAACAGAGGGUUUCAGCAUGAGGAGGAAAGACCUCCUCCACACAACCCUCAGCAUCUAUACCCUGUCAUCCCACAGAUGACCCCCAACCACAUUGUUGGCGCUUCCCAAGUUAUCAGCACCCACUACACACAAACACCUGGAUCCCCACAUUUUCCACAACAAAAGAAAGGAACAAGGAAAUGUCAUUGGAAAUACAUCCUCAGUGCAUGUUUGUGUGUGGCUGUCGUCCUGGCAGUGGGUGCGCUCUUACUCUGGUACUUCUUAUUCUACAGAUGUUUACUGGGGAGGUCAUGUGGAUCUGGAGGGAAAUGUCUGAGCCUGUCUCGAUGGUGUGAUGGGGUCCGGGACUGCUCGCGUGGAGAGGAUGAAUCUCAGUGCUUUCGCCUCCAUGGAAGGAGCUUCAUGCUGGAGAGUUACUCAGCGAACCACCAGGCGUGGAUGCCUGUGUGUGCUGACAGUUGGAAUGACAACUAUGGGAAAACUGUGUGUGAGCAGCUAGGCUACAAUAGACAGGAUUAUGUCAGCUCAACCCAAGCCAGUCCUAGUCCUGUGGCCUUGAAUGGAUACAUGAAGCUGAAGGCUGGGAGUUACCCAGCAUCACUGCUGCAGUCACAGCUUACUCACAGCUUGUACUGCUCAACCAGAGCAGUUGGACUUCAGUGCAUUGGAUGUGGCAGGAGUUCUGCAGGUCCGAGCAGUCGUAUUGUGGGUGGUACAGAGGCUGUGAACGGAGCCUGGCCAUGGCAGGUCAGUCUCCAGAUUAACUUCAGGCAUGUGUGUGGAGGCUCCAUCAUCAAUCCAUACUGGGUCCUGUCUGCAGCACAUUGCUUCGAAAGGUAUCAGAGUCCUGGAGUGUGGAGGGUAUUUUAUGGUGACGUGAGAUUGUCACGAAUGACUUCCAGGAGAGAGGUUGACAAGAUCAUCCGUCAUGAAGACUAUGACCCACAAACUAAUGACAAUGACGUCGCUCUGGUGAAACUCCGGACACCUCUGACUUUUACAGAAACUGUGAGGCCCGUGUGUCUCCCCAGUGCUGGAAUCUAUAUUUCUGCUGGAAGUCAAGCCUGGAUUACAGGAUGGGGAACCUUGCGCUCAUCUGGGCCAACACCUGACAUAUUAAAUCAAGCCCAGGUGACCAUUUACAGCCGAGACACCUGUAAUGCAGGUCAUGUGCUGAAUGGGAAAGUCACUGAGACCAUGUUAUGUGCAGGCAGUCUGCAAGGAGGGAUCGACACUUGCCAGGGUGACAGUGGAGGGCCCCUGGUGGUCAAAACAAGAGGUGUAUGGUGGCUGGUAGGAGACACUAGUUGGGGGAUUGGAUGUGCUUUGAAGAACAAACCGGGGGUGUAUGGCAAUGUUACCUACUUUAUUGACUGGAUAUAUGAAGAAAUGCAGAGCAAGUGAUGGAGUCCUUGACGUUUUACUUGCACUUUGGAUAUGAAACUUUGAGAAAAUUCAUCCAUCAAGAAGAUUUUCCAACACAAAGUUUGCAUUUACAGGAAAUCUUUUUAUUUAUUUGCUCAAAUAUUAUAUAUUAUAUUAACACAAAAUAUGAGUGGAGUUUUCCUUUUGGAAGCUGCGUGACAAAAAGAAACACUUUCCCCGGGUGUAUUUCCACGUGUAUUAAAAUCACUGCAACACACUUCCAAGCACUUUCUGUGAGACGACUGCCUUCAUAGUCAGUUUGAAAUUUCUUACACACAUUUAAAAAUAUUUAAAAAUAUGUUUUUGUACUUUUUUGUCUCCACUACCUGAAUAAAACUCACACCACAUUAA
Melanotaenia boesemani (Boeseman's rainbowfish) is the source of this 2022-nucleotide messenger RNA. It is a transcript of the gene tmprss2, whose product is annotated as transmembrane serine protease 2. Lineage: Eukaryota; Metazoa; Chordata; Actinopteri; Atheriniformes; Melanotaeniidae. The transcript has 14 exons. Gene Ontology annotation, biological process: proteolysis. The coding region runs from base 208 to 1650 and encodes 480 amino acids. Gene Ontology annotation, cellular component: membrane. The record is from RefSeq and is a predicted model, not a curated record. Gene Ontology annotation, molecular function: serine-type endopeptidase activity; protein binding.